AUGGACGGACGGAGGUAUGGUGACGGUAGAUGGACGGACGGAGGUAUGAUGGAGGUAGAGUGGACGGACGAAGGUAUGGUGAUGGUAGGAUGGACGGACGGAGGUAUGAUGGAGGUAGAGUGGACGGACGGAGGUAUGGUGAAGGUAGGAUGGACGGACGGAGGUAUGAUGGGAGGUAGAGUGGACGGACGGAGGUAUGGUGACGGUAGGAUGGACGGACGGAGGUAUGGUGAAGGUAGGAUGGACGGACGGAGGUAUGGUGACGGUAGGAUGGACGGACGGAGGUAUGGUGAAGGUAUGAUGGACGGACGGAGGUAUGGUGACGGUAGGAUGGACGGACGGAGGUAUGGUGAAGGUAGGAUGGACGGACGGAGGUAUGGUGGAGGUAGAGUGGACGGACGGAGGUAUGGUGGAGGUAGAGUGGACGGACGGAGGUAUGGUGAAGGUAGGAUGGACGGACGGAGGUACGAUGAAGGUAGGAUGGACGGACGGAGGUACGAUGAAGGUAGGAUGGACGGACGGAGGUAUGGUGGGGGUAGAGUGGACGGACGGAGGUAUGGUGAAGGUAGGAUGGACGGACGGAGGUAUGAUGAAGGUAGGAUGGAUGGACGGAGGAAUGAUGAAGGUAGGAUGGACGGACGGAGGUAUGGUGGAGGUAGGGUGAACGGACGGAGGUAUGGUGAUGGCAUGGUGGACGGACGGAGGUAUGGUGGAGGUAGAGUGGACGGACGGAGGUAUGGUGAAGGUAGGGUGGACGGACGGAGGUAUGGUGAAGGUAGGAUGAACGGACGGAGGUAUGGUGAAGGUAGGGUGGACGGACGGAGGUAUGUUGAUGGUAGGAUGAACGGACGGAGGUAUGGUGAAGGUAGAGUUGACGGACGGAGGUAUACUGACGGUAGGGUGGACAGACGGACGGAGGUAUGGUGA
Messenger RNA from Gigantopelta aegis, 927 nucleotides. Its product is annotated as glycine-rich cell wall structural protein 1.0-like. Lineage: Eukaryota; Metazoa; Mollusca; Gastropoda; Neomphalida; Peltospiridae. The record is from RefSeq and is a predicted model, not a curated record. The transcript has a single exon. Bases 1 to 927 code for a protein of 308 amino acids.